CUUUCAGACACCCCAUUUGGGGGGGCAGGAGCGGGCCCUGCUGCCUCGGGCCUUCGUCGGUGGGGCAGAACGCGGGUAUCUGGGGCCGGGGUGGGGCCUGGGAAGUGGGUCAGACGAGUUGGGCUCUGCAGGUCGAGUAGGAGUUCCAGAGGCACCGAAGAGGACAGUGGGGCACAUGCUGGGAGGUGGGACUCAGUCAGGGGUACAGGUCAGUAGCUGGCCUGGAGGGGCUGGUGGGGGAGACCACAGGACAGGAGGCGGGGCUGGGUGCUGUGCAGCCCCCACCUCCUGGGCUGUGGAGCCCGAGGUCGAAGGUCAAGCCCUCCCCUGCUAAUCAUUUGGCAGGUGCAGAGGUGCAGGGGCCCCUGUCUCCGGCAGGUAUCCCCCAUCCCUAGAUUGGAGCUGGUGGGAAUUAAUAUCUACAAAGGCAGAGCCAGCCGGACACAGUUCUUUAAAAGUGGAAGCGGUGCUCAGGCUGGUGCCGGCUGUCCUUGGAUGGCCUUCCCAGAACACCCAGUCCCAGGGAGGGUCUUGCCCGGAGCCCCGGGCGCCCUGCAGGCCCCUGCUCCCUCUGCUCCUCCCCUCUCCCGGUCUCACCCUGGGGAAACCCUCUGAGACCCUCCUUUCUCCUCACACUUCUUAUUCCCCCUUUAUUCUUACUCCGCAGCGCUGGGGAUGGAGCCCGGGGCUUCCUGACAGGAGGCAGGGACCCACCACCCAGCUGCGCCCUGGCCCUCGGUGCUUUUCUUGAGACAGGGUUGAGCGCAGGCUGGCUGGGACCUCGCCCUCCCGUGCCUCAGCCUCGGAGUCGCUGGGGUGACGGGCGAGGCCGGGCGCUGUUCCUGUCUGUCGUAGCAGCACACGGGCAGGACGCCCUUGAUUCGGGCAGCCGUCCUCGGGGCCAGUGUGCUGUUCAGCUGAGGGUCUCUGGAGGGAGUGAGGGGUGGGGGUUUAAGGACCUUCCUGGGUGGCAGGCUGUGACCUGGGACCCCACCUGGCCCACGGAGUCUGGACGUGCACCUCACCACCGCUGCACCCACCUGUGGCCCAGCUGAGGUUCUGCCUCCGUCCUGCCCUGGUUUCCCCUCUCCCCUCCCCCUGCUUAGCAGCCCAUUUCAGAAUUGGCCUCUCUCCAGCCCCAGAUCCUGCUGCGGCUCCCCAGUGCCCCCUUGCCUGCCCUCUGUUAGCAAGCAGGUGAGGAGGGCCCUGAAGUCACACCUGCCCGAGACCCAGUGUCAGGGGUGGAUCCACAGAGAACUUCAAAGCAGACUUCAUUUCUGCAGCCCUGAGGCUUGAAGCAGAGCCUCUCACGACCAGGCAGGCACUCUUAUCCUUGAGCUGCAGCCCAGCCCCUAGGACAACCUUCUCGCUGAAGGACUUGAUGUUUGUUAGGCUGUGCUCAGGCCCCACUACGAACUCUGCCUGUGUCGCUCUAAGUUCCUCUGCGGCCAACCACGUGGAAAUAGUAAGAGAAGAGUAACCGCAGGGCCACGCAGGGCCACGCAGGGCCACGCAGGGCCUGGGCCACGCACUGUGAAUCUGCACCCACCCAGCCCUUGCACCGGAGCCCGAGGACGUGGCUACUUUAGCAUCCCCAAGUUACAGUGGGGGAAACCGAGGCAUGCUCGGGCCAGGAACCCACCCAGGCAGGGGCUGCCCAUGGCUGUCCUGCCUGGGCCUCACACCUGCAUGCCCGGGUCAGAGGCCCGGCGCCUGGAUCCCCGCGUGCCCCAGGACAUUUAGUUCCAGCGUGGCCCUCCUGGCCCUGACCUGGGCCUGGGAGUCUGUCCUGCCUCGAACCUUCCGCAGGGCUGGGGCCAGGCCGGGGCUGCAGCUGCCCAUCGUGGCCUGCUCCGUUGUGUCCCUGUACUUCCUGGAGCUGACUGACCUCUUCAGGCCGGCCCAGGUGGGCUUCCAGUGCCAUGACCGCAGGCUGUCCAUGCCCUACGUGGACAGCAGGGAGGAGCUGGUGCCCCUGCUGAUGCUGCUCAGCCUGGCCUUCGCGGCCCCUGCUGCCUCGAUCAUGGUCGGCGAGGGGCUGCUGUACUGCCUGCAGUCCCGGCUCUGGGGCCGCGGCGGGGGCGCCGGCGGGGCCGAGGGCAGCAUCAGCGCCGGCGGCUGCAACUUCAACUCCUUCCUGCGGCGCACCGUGCGCUUCGUGGGCGUCCACGUGUUUGGCCUGUGUGCCACGGCUCUGGUGACGGACGUCAUCCAGCUGGCCACCGGCUACCACGCGCCCUUCUUCCUGACCGUCUGCAAGCCCAACUACACCCUGCUGGGCACGUCCUGCGAGGCCAACCCCUACAUCACGCAGGACAUCUGCGCUGGCCCCGACGCCCACGCCAUCCUGUCUGCACGGAAGACCUUCCCGUCCCAGCACGCCACCCUGUCCGCCUUCGCCGCCGUCUACGUGUCGAUGUACUUCAACUCCGUCAUCUCGGACGCCACCAAGCUGCUGAAGCCCAUCCUGGUGUUCGCCUUCGCCAUCGCCGCGGGCAUCUGCGGGCUCACCCAGAUCACCCAGUACCGCAGCCACCCCGUGGACGUCUACGCAGGCUUCCUCAUCGGGGCGGGCAUCGCGGCCUACCUGGCCUGCCACGCGGUGGGCAACUUCCAGGCCCCACCCGCAGAGAAACCCAUGGCUCCCCCACCUGCCAAGGACGCGCUGCGGGCGCUGACCCAGCGGGGCCACGACUCGGUCUACCAGCAGAACAAGUCUGUGAGCACGGACGAGCUGGGCCCACCAGGCCGCCUGGAGGGCGUGCCCCGGCCUGUGGCCCGAGAGAAGACGUCCCUGGGCAGUCUGAAGCGGGCCAGCGUGGACGUGGACCUGCUGGCCCCCCGCAGCCCCAUGGGCAAGGAGCACUUGGUGACCUUCAGCAACACGCUGCCCCGGGUCAGCACGCCCUCGCUGGACGACCCCGCCCGCCGCCACAUGACCAUCCACGUGCCGCUGGACGCCUCGCGCUCCAAGCAGCUCAUCAGUGAGUGGAAGCAGAAGUCCCUGGAGGGCCGCGGCCUGGGGCUGCCCGACGAGGCCAGCCCUGCCCACCUGCGAGCACCCGCGGAGCCCAUGGCAGAGGAGGAGGAGGACGAGGAGGAGGACGAGGAGGAGGAGGAGGAGGAGGAGGAGGAGGACGGGGAGGAGGAGGGCCCCAUCCCACCCUCGCUGUACCCCACGGUGCAGGCACGGCCGGGGCUGGGGCCGCGGGUCAUGCUUCCGCCUCGGCCGGGACCCCAGCCGCUGGUGCACAUCCCCGAGGAGGGGGUGCAGGCGGGUGCGGGCCUGUCCCCCAAGAGCAGUGCCGCCGUGCGAGCCAAGUGGCUCAUGAUGGCCGAGAAGGGUGGGGCCCCCGUGGCCCCCACGCAGCCCCGCGUGGCCAACCCCCCGCGGCUGCUGCAGGUCAUAGCCAUGUCCAAGGCCCCGGGCGGGCCGGGCCCCAAGGCGGCCGAGACGGCCUCGUCCUCCAGCGCCAGCUCCGACUCCUCGCAGUACCGCUCGCCCUCGGACCGCGACUCAGCCAGCAUUGUCACCAUCGACGCGCACGCGCCCCACCAUCCCGUGGUCCACCUGUCCGCGGGUAACGCGCCCUGGGAGUGGAAGGUGGCGGGCAGCGGUCCCCGGGGGUCAGAGGGGGAGGCGGCGUACGAGCUGGGAGACCUGGCGCGCGGCUUCCGGGGUGGCUCCAAGCCACCGGGCGUGUCCCCCGGCUCGUCCGUCAGCGACGUGGACCAGGAGGAGCCGCGCUUCGGGGCUGUGGCCACCGUUAACCUGGCCACGGGAGAGGGGCUGCCCCCACAGGGCGCGGCCGAUGGGGUGCUGGGGCCGGCCAGCCGAGAAUCCACGCUGCGGCGGCAGGCGGGCGGCCUGGCGCUGGGCGAGCGGGAGGCCGGUGAGGCCGAGGCCGAGAACUACUUCCGGAGGAUGCAGGCCCGCCGGCUCCAGGACUGAAGCUCCCGCUGUCCAGGCCGCCAAGG
Messenger RNA from Sciurus carolinensis (gray squirrel), 3978 nucleotides. RefSeq names its product phospholipid phosphatase related 3 (gene Plppr3). The transcript has 7 exons. Bases 1622 to 3952 code for a protein of 776 amino acids. Gene Ontology annotation, molecular function: phosphatidate phosphatase activity. NCBI's taxonomy places the organism in Eukaryota, Metazoa, Chordata, Mammalia, Rodentia, Sciuridae. The record is from RefSeq and is a predicted model, not a curated record. Gene Ontology annotation, biological process: phospholipid metabolic process; phospholipid dephosphorylation; signal transduction.